GGUCAAAACCAGUUCACUCGCCAGUCGGCUCGCGCGCUUCGAUGUAGUUGUACGCUUUUGUUGAUAAAUUUAUAAACAAUAUCCCGCGCAAAUUACUUACGCCCUAUAUUCAAUAAGUGGUGCAUCGACUUUUUUUCUGUGUUCCGUAGUUUCGGAGUGCUUUUGUGAACGUGUUCAUACCUAUAUUUGAAUUGUCAAUUCCGGAUGCAAGAGACAGAGGGUAAUCUAUAAUCACGAAAUGGGUCGGACCUACUAAAACGACUGCUACAUAGCAAAAUGAUAUAAAUAUGGAAUCACCAGUCAGAAUAUGUUUAGGUGCAGCAUUAGUAGUAAACCUACUACUAAUAACCAGCACAUUCGUUACAGCUAAUACGUUGCCGAACGAAUCUAAUUCUAGUACAGUAGUAAGGAACGAGAGAAACCUCAAGUAUGGUAGAGUUAACAGCACCGGGUGGGUUGCGAGAAAUAAGUCUAAAUUACCUGACGUAGCAUUAAACGAAUUGCAUCCUAAAGAUUCAACAAGUGAAGAACAUACAGAGAAAAAUGCUAAAUACAAGGAUAGAGGAAGGGUUAAAUUUAAUUUACAAUCUAAAUCUACGACACAGAGCACUUUGAAAAGAGCUGCAACUUUUACGCAAGCACCUGAUUUUAUUAUAGUAACACCAACCGCAGAAGUAAAAAAACCUGCACAGAUUAUAAGCAGCAUGCAAACUUAUAAGAAAACAAAGAUGCCGGCAGUUACAGUUCUUAGCACUACCGAAUCUGCAGCACUUAAAUCAGAAACACAAAGUGAGGAAGAAUUUUCUGAAGAAGAAGAAGACGACGAUGAUAAAGAAUCUUACGAAAAGUAUACGUCAGCUAAAUUUGACGAAAGUAGUUUUUUUACUUUUCCUACUUUUGACGAUGAUGAUUUUAGUACUAAAAAACAAAAGUAUGUAUCAGAUAAAAUGCCAAAGAAUGAUUACAGUACUCCAUCAUUCGAAACAUUCUCUUAUUUUCCAAAAAAUGUUUAUAGCACGAAAGAGGAAUCAUAUAAAUCUUCAGAUUCAUUUUUCAAUUUCGAUUCCGAUCUUACUACUCCUAAAAACGAUUUCUUUGACAAAAAGUAUCAGGAAGUAUCAUCGAGUAUUUUAAAUCACUUAGAUACAAUCAAAUCUAAAUCACCUCCGCCAAAUAUUACGAAUGUUCACAAAAUUGUUGAACAAAAUGUAGAUUUUGAGAAAUUAAGUAACAAUACUCCUUCUAAUAAAUCAACUGUUUUUAUAAAGAAUACCAAAGAAAUUCGAUUCCUAGAUAACGAUAAAGCUGGUUCUAAUAACAAAGGUUUAUCCGACGUACAUGGUACAAGUAUAUAUUAUGAAAUGACCGUUCUAUCUACUGAAACAUAUAAUAUUAAGGAAACGAAUGAUGACGACUGUGAUAAUGACAGUCAAACUUCAUCAACAGUAAGUACACCUAUCAAAGAAGAGAUAAAAUCGAUUAAUGCUAAACUUCCGAAAUUGGUUGAAACUUCAACUAGACGGAGUUUUUCGGAUUCGGAACCAAGUGCUGUAUCUUUAUCUGAGAUGACGAUGAACCUAAUGCCUAGUGCUACAGCUCAAUCGAUUCUCAGUUCGUUAGGACCCAUUCCAAUUUCAACACAAAAUAUUGUAUCAUCCACUGAAACAUCUAGAAUAUUUUCCAGUAGUUAUAAUAGAAACAGAAACUUUCCGAAACGACUUAAUUUGUCUGGUACCAAAGAUUCUCCAAAUAGUGUGUUUCCCACUUUCCAAACAGAACAGGCACCUGUGAAUUUAGCUUAUAAGCCACAAACAAGAAGGUUCCAUUACACAACACCAAAAACAAAGCCAAUAUGGUUGGCUCCAAGAAAGAAUUCUUCUAGAAUUGCCUAUCCAAGAGUUCCAACUACUAUAUAUUCAGAACAUUUUGAUAUAAAAGAUAAAAUGUUAAGUACGCAUCAACCAAAAUUGUCAACACGAACAAUUUUAACAACGCAGUCAUCGGAAAUUGAUCCCGUUUUACAAAGUGAUGUAAGCAGUGUUAAAAAAAUAGUUCACACUCAAUCCAUAUCUGACAAUAGUAUACCAUCCUUGUGGAAAAGAGGUUCAACUAAAUUUUCAACAUCGACUUCUACAUCUGCAGAAGGCUCUAGUGGUAUUAGUGAUAUGGAAAUACCUCCUACGCUAACUGCGUGGGCCUUAGCUAGUAUGCGCAGUCCUCCAUCGUUGUCAAAUAGUGUGGUAAAUGCUACUGGAUCGACACAAAAAAGUGUCGAUGAAAAUGAACUGCAAAAGGUCGGAGAAAUAUUAGACAAGAAAGAAACGACCACAAGCUCGACAACGACUACUCCUGUGAAUGUACACCAUGACUUUUUAUCGAAAAAUAUAACGGAAAUAUAUCAAAAUAAAUUACCCUGGAAACCAGUAUUACCUCCGAAAUCCAAUUUUGUGGGAGAUGCGAGUGAAAAUGCUGCUGAAACCAUAUCGGAAAGAGUACCUGCUGAAAGUAAUAUAUCUAUUCAAAGUCGUCCCGAGCCUGUUAGUACAGAACCAGUGAAAAAGGAAUCAGCGAUAACUGAUACCAUUAAUGAAAACAUAGAAAAUAAAACUUCGUGGAUUCCAGUAACUUAUAGAGAUCAAACGAAAAGUGACAAAACAAACGUAGAAGAAUAUUUGAACACUGAUAAAAUUCCUCCAGUUGACGCAACAAAGUCAACUGGUUUUGAAUCUAUUACGAAGUUACCUGCGGAUGUAACGACUCCUAAAGACGAAACAGCGGCUUCUUCAGAAAUGAAGAAUAUAACGCAAGAGUCAAAUAAUAUACCUAUGAGAACUGACUACGAAAUAACCACAAGAAGAUUUUCUUAUGUGCCUACGGAAGAGCUGACUGAAGAGACUGAGCAUAGCGAUGCUACAGACUGGAUACCUGUAUUCCCCACAAGUACUCGAACAACAACUAUAGAAGAUAGCCCUAUAACAACAUAUAGACCAAAAUAUAUAACAACAACUGAGCCGAUUUUGGAUGAAACAACUACUGUUAUUACGGAUAGCACGCCUCAGAAUGUUGAAAUUUCCACCAAAAAGGAGAUAACAAUUACUACGGAAUUCGUGGAAGAAAGCACACAAAUAACAAAUCGUCCAACGUCCCUCGAUGUAAGCACAACUGAAAGUACUAUGCAGGAUUCUGAAAUGUCGACAACGGAAUAUGUUACCCCUAUGCCAAUAGAAACUACCACGAUAGUGGUUACUGUUGCGACAGAGAUAAAUUCUGAAAGAGUUCCUAUUACAAUUUAUACUCCUCCUUAUAAUACCGAAACAGUUUCGACAAUUGAUGUUGAUACUACAACACAAGAAAAUAUUGAGAACAACGAAGUGAUAACACAAGAUAAUAAACCCACAAUUGUGACUUCAUCUACAACGACUACCCAAGUGCCAACAACAACGACGGAAGCAAUUACCAUGCAACCUACGACAGAUACUGCAAUAACAAAAAUGCAAACAACUACAGAAACUAUAACAACAACACAACAGGACGAACGUCUUAUUGAAACUACAAGAGUAACAAAGGAAGAAUACGCAACGGAUAUGACGACAAAAUCAGUGAAUGACUUAGAGGAUCUAACGAGUUUUGCAGGAGACGUUACCACGGAGGCGUCUUCGAGAGUAUUGGAAGAAGAGGCAGGAUCGGGUGCGGCUAUUGCAAUAGCUGUCAGCACGAUUGGUGUCAUUGCUCUUGUUCUAUUAGUUGGAUUACUGUUGAUAGUGCGUCGUCGCGGACGUCGUGGCGUGUAUGCUCAGCGAUGCACCCCGGUCUCCUUGGACGCCUACAGUCUAGAUAGCGUCAGUGUCGGUCAUAGAAAGGGCAACCAUCGACUCCGAGCCAGCAAGCGAAGCUAUGGAAACCCUGCUUACGAUGACGAGGUUACCUCACAUCCGAUGCAGUACGCAGCGCUGGCAAACUUCGCGUUAGAUAUCGAUUCAAUAGUUGCUGAGUUCGCAGAGAUCCCUUCAGUAACAGUUCGCCCGGACGAAGUGCCCCCAGGAUGUGAAGACAAGAACCGAUACUCUAAUGUGCUACCCCUUCCAGAGACUAGAGUUCCAUUGAAGAGGAUCGGAAAUGACCCGACCACAGAGUACAUAAACGCUAAUUAUAUUAUGGGACCCGGCAGUAUUCGAAACUAUUACAUCGCGUGUCAAGCGCCACUGUCCAAUACUGUUACAGACUUCUGGAGGAUGAUUUGGGAACAAAAUUCGCGCCUCAUCGUGAUGCUCACCGAGUAUAUGGAAAAUGGGGUUGAAAAAUGCUAUGAAUAUCUGCCCCCGUCUGAAAUAUCGGACAACAAGAGGACCUUCGGUGAUUACCAGAUUAUUCUCAAAAAGAGAGAACAAAGAGACAAGUACGCCAUAUCCAGCGUACAGCUCAUUAACCUGGCCACGAGAACCUGGAGAGAAGUUACUCACUUGUGGUACUUCUGGCCGGCAAAGGGUGUCCCUGACGAUUAUGAUUCCGUGAUAGACUUUUUAUCGGAAAUGAGGAGUUAUAUGAAGGUCUCACAAACUGCGAAGGAGUAUGAUGAAGAAGGUGUGGAAGUAAUUUAUCAAGACCAAAGCAGAUCAUCUUACCAGAAUCUGUCGAAGUUGCGAAGUGAGGAGAAUGGGUCGAGCAACGGAGUUAACGUGUACUCACCCGCCAAGGCCGAGGAGAUGAUGAGGCGGGUGAACCCAACUAAUGGCACAUUAGGAAAAAUGAAGGCUGCGUCGGAGGUUGAAAGUGUGCGGCCGUGCGUGGCCGUGUGCGCGUCGGGCGCGGGGCGCUCGUGCUGCGUGGUGGCGGCGGAGCUGUGCGCGCGCGCGCUGGCGGCGGGCCGCGCCGACGUGCCGCGUGUGGUGCGCCGCCUGCGCGACCAGCGACCGCACGCGCUCUCCAACCGACACCACUACGUCUUCUUGUACAAGUUGCUGAGCGAAUAUGGCAACAGACUGAUGGGAGGGGGAAUGGAUACGAUUUGAAGAUCUUUUGUCAUUUAGAAAAGUAAAACAUAAGAGAAUUAGGUAUUAAAUUUACCAGUACCCCAGCAAACGUCAAAUAUUUACUGGAAACUUUAAUACAUAGAUAGUGUAGCUGUUAUAUGUUUAUUUUAAGCAUUAGUAUAUCUGUUGUAGUGAAGAGAUUCAUUUGACACACAAUGCAUAAUUAAAGUCGUCUUUCUCGCUCCUAUUUUUAUUGCAUAAUAUAUUUUGGUAAAUAUAAACAAAGAACAUUCAGUCAUGUGCUUCAUUUGAAUAAAUGUUGUAAUCAAUUCUUAAUAAUCAUAACAAGAGUCGUCAAAUAGCUGUCAAUUUUAAUAAACCAGUAUAUACUGCUAGUCUACUGUAAAGAAACUACUCAUAUAUUGAAAUAUAUACCUAAAUAAUAUAACCAUUGUGGUGCUUUUGUCAUAAUUUAUAAGUAUAAAUAGCAUUGGUGUCACUUUAAUAUCGAUCUAGUUUUAUUUAAAAUAAAUAUAUUAAUUUACAUGAUUUAUAUUUUGUAAUAAAA
Messenger RNA from Vanessa tameamea, 5538 nucleotides. RefSeq lists its product as uncharacterized. The transcript has 11 exons. Lineage: Eukaryota; Metazoa; Arthropoda; Insecta; Lepidoptera; Nymphalidae. The record is from RefSeq and is a predicted model, not a curated record. Gene Ontology annotation, molecular function: protein tyrosine phosphatase activity. Bases 288 to 5009 code for a protein of 1573 amino acids. Gene Ontology annotation, biological process: protein dephosphorylation.